AUGAAAUCCUCCAGUUCACUGGGGUCAUCAAGAGUGGUGAUUUCGCGCAUCGGCGUUCGCUGUGAACGAAUUGGCCGACAGCUGGACGAUGAAGAACUGUCAAAAUUGUAUUGUCCAAAAAGGCAUGUUGGUGGUACCGAUGUUGUGCCACCGUUUGCCACCACUGCCGAGGUUGUUGUAUCGGUUGCUGCUGCAGCGACGAUUGAAGGUGUCGAAGUACCACCGCCACCAUUGGUAGUUGUUGAUGCAAGAGGAAUGGAAUUUUGGAGUGAACAUCGAUCCGGUGGACUGGUUGCUGGCAACCCACUGUUUGAAUGUGGCGUUGGGAAAGUCCGCACUCCGGAACUGUUUGUUUUUCUCUUGGAUAAAUAA
This is a messenger RNA of Gongylonema pulchrum, 372 nucleotides long. NCBI's taxonomy places the organism in Eukaryota, Metazoa, Nematoda, Chromadorea, Rhabditida, Gongylonematidae. The record is from the annotation of a GenBank genome assembly.